Messenger RNA from Gastrolobium bilobum, 2194 nucleotides. RefSeq names its product probable auxin efflux carrier component 1c. The transcript is spliced from 6 exons. Bases 169 to 2001 code for a protein of 610 amino acids. Gene Ontology annotation, biological process: auxin export across the plasma membrane; auxin polar transport. The record is from RefSeq and is a predicted model, not a curated record. NCBI's taxonomy places the organism in Eukaryota, Viridiplantae, Streptophyta, Magnoliopsida, Fabales, Fabaceae. Gene Ontology annotation, molecular function: auxin efflux transmembrane transporter activity. Gene Ontology annotation, cellular component: endoplasmic reticulum; plasma membrane.
CUCUCCCAUAUCCCUAUAUAUCUUUUCAUCAUCAUCAUCACUACCACCAACUCUAUCAUAACCUUCACUUCAACCUUCUAUAUAUUCUUUAACUCUCUUUCAUCUUGAACGGCUUCUCCUAUAGUUUCCAAGAGUUCAGAAACCAUUUUCUUUACCCCUAUCUGAGUCAUGAUCAGUUUAAUAGACUUCUACCAUGUGAUGACAGCAAUGGUGCCACUCUAUGUGGCUAUGAUAUUAGCCUAUGGCUCAGUGAAAUGGUGGAAAAUCUUCUCCCCUGAUCAAUGCUCUGGCAUCAACCGUUUUGUUGCACUGUUUGCUGUGCCUUUACUUUCUUUCCACUUCAUAGCCUCUAACAACCCUUACAAAAUGAACCUUCGGUUCUUAGCUGCUGACACACUUCAAAAGAUCAUAGUUUUGGUUGUUCUUGCUAUAUGGAGCAACGUGACCAAAAGGGGUUGUUUGGAGUGGACUAUAACUUUGUUCUCUCUUUCUACACUUCCAAACACUUUGGUUAUGGGUAUCCCUUUGCUUAAAGGGAUGUAUGGUGAGUUCUCAGGGAGCCUAAUGGUGCAAAUUGUGGUCCUUCAGUGUAUCAUAUGGUACACUUUGAUGUUGUUCAUGUUUGAGUUCAGGGGAGCUAGAAUGUUAAUCUCUGAACAGUUCCCUGACACUGCUGGUUCCAUUGUCUCAAUCCAUGUGGAUUCUGAUGUUAUGUCAUUGGAUGGUAGACAACCAUUGGAAACUGAAGCUGAGAUCAAAGAAGAUGGGAAGCUUCAUGUAACUGUGAGGAAAUCCAAUGCUUCAAGAUCAGAUAUCUUCUCAAGAAGGUCACAGGGUCUUUCCUCAACAACUCCUCGCCCUUCAAACCUUACCAAUGCUGAGAUAUACUCUUUGCAAUCUUCUAGGAACCCAACGCCAAGAGGUUCUAGUUUCAACCACACUGAUUUCUAUUCAAUGAUGGCUGGUGGACGCAAUUCCAACUUUGGUGCCUCUGAUGUUUAUGGUCUUUCAGCAUCAAGAGGACCAACUCCAAGGCCUUCUAACUAUGAUGAAGAUGGUGCUGUGAGUGGUAAGCCAAAGUUCCAUUACCAUGGUGGCCCUGGUGGAACAGGUCAUUACCCUGCACCAAACCCAGAGAUGUUCUCUCCCACUACUGGGUCCAAAAGUGUUGCUGCUAAUGCUAAUGCUAAUGUUAAUGCUAAGAGGCCUAAUGGUCAAGCUCAGCAGAAACAAGAGGAUGGGAAUAGGGACCUUCAUAUGUUUGUUUGGAGUUCAAGUGCUUCACCAGUUUCUGAUGUGUUUGGUGGCCAUGAAUAUGGAACUCAUGAUCAGAAAGAAGUCAAAUUGAAUGUAUCUCCAGGAAAAGUGGAGGGUCAUAGAAACACUCAAGAGGACUACCUAGAUAAAGAUGAAUUCAGCUUUGGAAAUAGAGGAAUGGAUAGGGAAAUGAAUCAAAAUGAAGAUGAAAAAGUUGGAGAUGGCAAGCCAAAAACUAUGCCUCCAGCAAGUGUAAUGACAAGGCUUAUAUUGAUUAUGGUUUGGAGAAAACUCAUCAGAAACCCCAACACCUACUCUAGCCUAUUUGGCCUCACUUGGUCUCUUGUUUCAUUCAAGUGGAAUAUUGAGAUGCCUGCCAUAAUAGCAAAAUCUAUUUCCAUACUGUCAGAUGCAGGACUUGGCAUGGCCAUGUUCAGUCUUGGUCUGUUCAUGGCUUUGCAACCGAGGAUCAUAGCAUGUGGAAAUUCCGUAGCAUCUUUUGCUAUGGCUGUGAGAUUCCUUACAGGUCCAGCUGUCAUGGCAGCUGCUUCCAUUGCUGUUGGGCUCAAAGGUGUUCUCUUACAUGUUGCCAUUGUUCAGGCAGCUCUACCCCAAGGAAUUGUGCCAUUUGUCUUUGCCAAGGAAUAUAAUGUACAUCCUGAUAUUCUAAGCACAGCUGUUAUUUUUGGGAUGUUGAUUGCAUUGCCUAUAACACUCGUGUACUACAUCUUAAUGGGGUUGUGAAUGAAUGAAAUGAUGGAUGAUGAUACAAGAUUCACAUGUGACAUACAUACAAGCUCGGUUGAGGCUUGUAGAGCAUCAGAAAAAAAGUUCAAAGGAAUAGAAAAAGUGUCAAGAGAAUUGAAUAGGAGGAAACCCCAGGAUGAACUUUUUAUUUUUAUUUUUGUAUUUGUUUUCUUUUUUCUUUUUGAAUGAA